Messenger RNA from Theileria parva strain Muguga, 354 nucleotides. RefSeq lists its product as uncharacterized. The coding region runs from base 1 to 354 and encodes 117 amino acids. The record is from RefSeq and is a predicted model, not a curated record. Lineage: Eukaryota; Apicomplexa; Aconoidasida; Piroplasmida; Theileriidae. The transcript has a single exon.
AUGGUACCCAUAAGACCACUUGGUCGAGUAAUAACGCAAUUUAUAUUUGUCGUUAGCGGGAGCGUUAUUAAGGCUACAUACAACGCGUACAGGCAGUCCUUGAGUAACGGUGGCGGCGUUUUUACCGGGGGAAUAAGUAAGGUAAUGAGUAAGGAGGAAGCCGCUAAGAUUCUGGGAUUUAACUCUUACGAUAACUUAAAGCUUAAACAAAUCCAGGAGGCACACAAACGGCUCAAAACCAUCAACUCGCCCUCAGGUUCAUUUCAAGGUUCUCCCUAUUUAAUACAACGCAUAGACGCCGCUAAUAUCAUACUAACCAACUUUUUAAAGUCUAAUCGCUCAAGUAAUCUCUGA